CCGAUUAAAUUCUUGGGUUUGGCAAACGUCAUUGUUGGAUUACCUAAUUUGGAAUUGUCUUCGUAUGUUUUCCGCGAUCUGGCUGUGACAAUGGCGCAUAUUAUCGCCUUUUCAAGGCUACAGUUUUGACGAUUCGAUAUUUGUGCAGAGGGAACUGCCAGCAGCGGAAUUGUGGCAACAUUGCAAGAGUUUUGGCAUUUACGAGAAAGCUGUUUUGAAUGGUAUCCAUGGGGCAGGGUACUAAGAGACUGGGACUGUCUGCUCUUCAACAGCGUGGAGUCAUCGGCAAGGCUGUGCAAGGACCACUGUGGCUUACUUGGACCUCCUCGAUCGCAGGUAACGGUCCUGUUCAGAGGACAGGUUCUGGACGGGAUUUCCGACCGCUCUCCUGGACCGCAGGUUUGAGAUUUCCAGCCACCAGUACUUCCUGAAGACACCAAAGGAUGGCGUACAGAAGAGACAGGAGCACUAUCCGAGCAGCUUACGAUGAGCAUUUCCAUCCAGAAAGGGAGAUGCCCUACAACAGAGUGGUGAAUAUGGCUGAGAGGAGGGGAGACUUCAACAGACCCGAGGAAGCCUACCACAGAGAUUUUGACUACGACGGCCCGCGGUACUACCCAAACGGAGGCCCCCGCAAUUACCACGGAGACGACCACAGAGGGUACCACGAGAACGCUCACUUUGGGAACGUGCGCAGGAACGCCCCCCCCUCCCGAAGGGAGGAGGGGUACCACUAUUACAGGGGAUCCAGGGACGAUUCCCAGGGGGGGCGACAGAUGGAGUUCAGAGCCAACAGCAGAGCGGGCCCCCCACCCAACGUUAGAGCUCAGGGCUUCUGUCCCGCCCCCAGGAGCUUGUCCAACGUAGUCCCCGAAGUCGCUGAUGACACGCUAAUGCAGGCCAUUCUGAACUUGGAGCGAGGGGAGGACCGGGAUCACUUCCGGAGGAAGAGCUCCUUCCCCCCGCAGCGGGACAGGUCCCCCCCCAAGCGGGACGUCCCGCACUCGCCGCACAGCCGCUCCGGGUCCAGCGUGAGCAGUCGCAGCUACUCUCCCGAAAAGAGCAAGAGCUACUCCUUCCAGAAGCUGCAGAAGAGCAAUAAAGAAAGGGCUCCCAGUCAGCCUGUGACUGCCUCCAGAGAUGGGUCUCCUCAGAGCUCUGUCUCCACCUCAAAGGCGAGCGUGGACAAGGCCAGCAGGCCCCUGGAGCCCCCCCUGCCAGACCCUCUGAGGGAGAAGGUCGAGGAGACGCAGGAGAGACCCAGCGACGUGCCCGAGACGCUUGCGCAGUUUGAGGAGAUCUCGGGCUUGGAUGCGGAGCAGGAGGACCUCCUGCCUGUCAAAGACGAGGCCGCCAAGGCCAAGGAGAACCUCCAGGAGCGGCGGUCCAAGGCCAUCGCCGCCAAGGCCCGGGAGAUCGAGCAGGUGUUCAGGCAGGACUGCGAGACGUUCGGGAUGGUGGUGAAGAUGCUGGUGGCCAAGGACCCCAGCCUGGAGAGCCAGCUGCAGACCCCCCUGAGGGAGAACCUGGGGGAGAUCCAGCAGCGCUGCCUGGAGGACCUGCGCCACUUCAUCUCCGAGCUGGACGAGGUCCUCCAACCGGAGGCCUCCGGAUGAGCCUCGGCGCCGGGCCCCCGGAGGUCCGGCUGCACCUCCACACCAGCAUCAGGGAACUGCUUCACCCUCAUCCUAACGUCGGGCUGGUGGAGAGGAAGUGAGGUCACCCAAUCUACAUCCUCUCUCUACAGGAAAAAAAAUUUGCUUUUAUUUUGUCUCUCCUGUACAUUCCAGCACUAACUCUGGACUCCAUGUUGCUCGUGUGUCUCCUGCACAACACGAAAACAUCCGACUACAAACUGCUCCAGAAACAACAGUGUGAAAUGGAAGGAGAGAAUCGGGACUUGGUUCCAGAGAGAACCAGCUUAAGAUAAAUCAACAUGCUCGUCAGUUGCUUAUGGCAGGGGGGGUCCUCAACCAUGGACCUAGAGAUCCCCUAGGGUCUGCUUGGGAAUUCAGCCAUGGACCUGGAGAUCCACUGGAUCUGCUACCAUACUCAACCCUGGACCUAGAGAUCCACUGGGUGUGCUAGGGUACUCAGCCCUGGACCCGGAGAUCCAAUGGGUCUGCUCAGGUACUCAGCCCUGGACCCGGAGAUCCACUGGGUCUGCAAAGGUACUGAACCCUGGAUCUCGAGAUCCAUUGGGUCUAACUGCAUUUUGUUUUCACCUUGAUAUCAGCAACUGCUUCACACCCAGGAAAUUAUGCAUUCAACUGCUUAAACUGGUCAAUAAAUGCAACAAAUUGUUUUAAUUGAUCAAUUAAGUGCGGGGUUGUGGGUAAAAUCAGCGGACCCUGUGGCUCCCCAGGGCUACAGUUGAGGCCCAGAAGCCUUGUGCGUUUUCUGUACCAGAAGUAUGACGGGGAGGGGGUGAGGGAAUGAAAGGAAGAAAAAAAAGUGUUACGCUGUUUUAUUCUUUCAUGUAUUGUAAUCCAAAUCAUCAUUAUUUCAGUUUCACCCAAAAUUUUUAAAUGUAUGUAUCUUUUGUGGAAUAUUUGGAAUGAACUUUCCUCAGAAACUGGCCUACCAAUUUUUCAGGUUGGUCAUUAAGUGGACUGCUUAUGCAGGGCUCGCCUCAUUUUUACCAUCUAUUUUCAAGUUUUUUUUUUUUUUUUUUAGAAAGUUCAGUGUAUGUAAAUAAUAAAAGUAUUAAUUGUA
Messenger RNA from Anguilla rostrata (American eel), 2715 nucleotides. RefSeq names its product periphilin-1-like. Gene Ontology annotation, cellular component: nucleoplasm. Gene Ontology annotation, biological process: negative regulation of gene expression, epigenetic; protein localization to heterochromatin; negative regulation of DNA-templated transcription. The record is from RefSeq and is a predicted model, not a curated record. The coding region runs from base 444 to 1616 and encodes 390 amino acids. Lineage: Eukaryota; Metazoa; Chordata; Actinopteri; Anguilliformes; Anguillidae. The transcript has 12 exons.